This is a messenger RNA of Durotheca rogersii, 1378 nucleotides long. RefSeq names its product arginase. Gene Ontology annotation, cellular component: cytosol; cytoplasm; nucleus. The coding region runs from base 1 to 981 and encodes 326 amino acids. The record is from RefSeq and is a predicted model, not a curated record. The transcript is spliced from 3 exons. Lineage: Eukaryota; Fungi; Ascomycota; Sordariomycetes; Xylariales; Xylariaceae. Gene Ontology annotation, molecular function: arginase activity; manganese ion binding.
AUGACCACUUCGACGGUCAAGUCCAAAUUCCUCUCCCACCCGGAGGACCUUGGCGUCGUUGCCGUGGGCUUCUCGGGCGGCCAGUGUAAGCCGGGAGUCGAUGCCGCCCCAUCAGCUCUGAUCGAGUCCGGGCUGCUCACUCAGCUGCGAGAUGAACUCAACUACAAGCUUCACGGCCACGACACGGUGCAGUCGUACAACGAUCUCAUCCCGCAGGACGACCCGCCAUUCCGCAAUAUGAAAAACCCCAAGGCCGUGAGCAGUGUUACUCAGCGGCUGUGCGACCAGGUCUACUCACAGGCCAGCAAGGGCAGGAUGGUGCUAACCCUAGGCGGCGACCACUCAAUUGCUAUCGGCACGAUCGCCGGCACGGCCAAGGCGGUGCGCGAGAGGCUCGGCCGCGAGAUAGCCGUCAUCUGGGUUGACGCUCACGCCGACAUCAACACCCCCGAGACGAGCGGUUCCGGAAACAUCCACGGCAUGCCCGUGAGCUUUGUGACUGGCAUCGCGAAGGAGGAGAGGCCCGAAUACUUCGGCUGGUUGAAACCUGAGCACCUGCUGAACGUGAGCAAGCUCGUGUAUAUCGGCCUGCGCGACGUGGACUUGGGGGAGAAGAAGAUCCUUCGUGACAACGGCAUCAAGGCAUUCAGCAUGUUUGACAUUGAUCGGCACGGGAUCGGCCGCGUCGUCGAGAUGGCGCUCGCACAUAUCGGCGCCGAUACUCCCAUCCACCUAUCGUUUGACGUUGAUGCGCUCGAUCCGAUGUGGGCGCCGAGUACGGGAACGCCCGUCCGAGGGGGUUUGACACUACGCGAGGGUGAUUACAUCUGCGAAAGCGUACACCUGACGGGGAGCCUCGUAGCUGUUGACCUUGUUGAGGUCAACCCGAGCCUGGCGCCAGAAGUCGACCGGGGAGCCCACGAGACGGUCCGGGCAGGAUGUUCGCUGGUGCGGUGCGCGUUGGGCGAGUCGCUGUUGUAGAGUUACGCCGACGGAGAUCCAUUCGCCCAACAAAUAGCCUCGGGUUGUGUCACGCCCUUUCUUGCCAUUGCGCGAACCAGGAUCGCGGAGGGUGCGAGACGUCUAAAUGAUAUAGGAGGCUGGCGGGUUUACACAUGGGCAAAUAUAGGUAUGUCAGUGCCAGCGGCGACGAAUCGGCCGAAGUAACCGUAAAGAGAAUCCCUUUGUAUUGUCGAUGCCACCCGGAGCAACCGCGCAAGGCUCGGAUUGGGGGUGGGCUUAGUAGAUAGCUCUAUCGGCGACACUGCACUAGACGACAUGUUGUUGACGCGUAGCAAGAAUACAUAGGUGUGGGGGUACCGACGGCAUCGUAUGCCUGCCCUCCCGCUCUGGGCACCCAAAGAAGGGUGGGGGAUUU